AUGAGGCCUGCACACCUUUUCCUUGGCCCCAUAGCCCUCCUCCUUCUGGCUGGCUGCAGCUGUAUCCUCAGCACCUCCAGUGGGAACCUGGAUACCUUUGUGGGCUGUGCUGUGAGGGAGUUUACUUUCGUGGCCAAGAAGCCGGGCUGCAGAGGCCUUCGAAUCACCACGGAUGCCUGCUGGGGCCGCUGUAAGACUUGGGAGAAGCCCAUUCUGGAACCCCCCUACAUUGAAGCCUAUCAUCGAGUCUGUACCUACAACGAGACCAAACAGGUGACCGUCAAGCUGCCCAACUGUGCUCCUGGAGUCGAUCCCUUCUACACCUACCCCGUGGCUGUCCGCUGUGACUGCGGGGCCUGCUCCACUGCCACCACUGAGUGUGAGACCAUCUGAAGCUAGCGUGGUCUGCGGAACACAGCUGGCGGCCUGGAGCCUCACAGACCCACCUGCACAGGCAACACAAGCAGCUAUAUCCCCUGGAUUCAAGGACUGUUUAAUUUUGACCUCACCUGUGGAGGAGGUUACCUGCUUCCUUUGGGAACAGCCUACUUAUGCUAAAGAUGUAAAACAAUAUUUGCGCCUUCACCAAAACAAUUGAUCUGAUUCAUGCAUCUUGGAACAUAAUUUGUAUAUCACAGUCCUCCCCUUAAUAUGCCAAUAAUUCAAAUGCAUUGGGUGUAAUUGGGAAAUGAAGUUAGAAAUUCUUUACAUUCUCACAUCCUGUUUAACUAAGAGCCUCCAACUGAACUCUAUGAUCCAAGGGCCAGAAGGUAACAAAACCAGUGCUCUAGUCCUCCUGCCCCCACGAAAAUCCAACUGCAAGCUUCCUUAGAGAAAAUACCCCUUCCCAUUUUAAUUGAGCAGUGAUCUGUACGAAACAUAGAGACUACUCAGAUUAACAAAGGGAGGGUAACAAUAGCUCAAAUGGAGAGGCGUCUGCAUUUAUGUGAUUAUUUUCCCAGGCAAAAUUUUCUAAGUUGCCUUUAAGAUCAUUAAUAAAGAGACCCGUUCGUGAAAAGAACAAACGAACUCACAAAAACUCAGAAAAAAAUGUACUGGAGCUAUCAUGUAAGCUCAUGUUUUUAAAGUGUGAUAUUCUCCCAAAGCUGUCUCCAAAAUGUUCAUUCACAAGUAUUUGUCCCCACUUGGGAUAUUUUAAACUUAAAUAGAAAUCUAUUAAACUCAAAAAUUUUACAUGUUUGUAGGGGUAAAACUGCACUGCUGUCUUGGAGGAAAAAGUCUGUGAUUAUCUUGCUCUUCCCCUCUCAAAUCUUACAGUGGCUAAUUCUCUGUGGCUGUUUUUUUUUAAUCUCUGAUGUCAUGCAAAUGUCUUUGACUAAUUCUGGUAUUUUGGGGAGAAUUUAAUCUUGUUCUUUUUUCAUAAUAUGCCAGGAAAAUCUAUAUUAAUGGCAAUAAAGCAUGUCUUCUGCCUUUUGAAUUCAUAAAACUUUGAAGU
Messenger RNA from Trichechus manatus latirostris (Florida manatee), 1456 nucleotides. RefSeq names its product glycoprotein hormone subunit beta 5 (gene GPHB5). Bases 1 to 393 code for a protein of 130 amino acids. Lineage: Eukaryota; Metazoa; Chordata; Mammalia; Sirenia; Trichechidae. Gene Ontology annotation, biological process: regulation of thyroid hormone receptor signaling pathway; G protein-coupled receptor signaling pathway. The record is from RefSeq and is a predicted model, not a curated record. Gene Ontology annotation, molecular function: hormone activity. The transcript is spliced from 2 exons. Gene Ontology annotation, cellular component: extracellular region; cytoplasm.